AUGCGUCUUUUGGGUGAUACCUCCCAACCCAACAUAUCUGUUUCGCCAACUCAGGCUAUCGCAGGUGGUUCAGCCAGGUCAACCUCUGCUAUCAGCUUCAAUCUUUCCGUUCGCUCCGAUCAGAGUUGGUCGUCACCCCUAGCAACUGCGACGCCACGUCGCACCUCAUUGACACGUUGGGGUACCUACUCAUCCACCUCGCCCUCCACCAUGACUGUUCCGUUGCAGUACCAACUUUCUCCCUCCCUCAGUUCUAGCAGUUGCUUGGAUAUUGGCAAAAACUUUGCCAGGAGCAUCAAUUCAACUUCCAGUGAUCGCAAAGAUAGUGCUCUUGGUGGUAACGGCUUUUCAUCCAUUGGAAGUGAUGACGAUGGUGGAUUUGAGAGGUUGAUGUGUCGUGGCCAAAAGGUUGCCACUGCGCCAGAGAAAAACGCCUCUGAAUACUGGAAAACUAACAAUGUGACCGACCUCGACUUGGACCGAUGGACAGUGGACAUUCGCAGGUGGUUGCAUGGUACCAUUCUUCGUCGUGUAGUUGAUGAAAUUGCCUCAGUGAAUGCGAAAAUAUCAAAACUUUCAGAUGACGCCGUACUCAUUGGAUCAACCACGCUGAAUACACUUGAACAGUUAGCAAAGGGACGGUAUCAGCAUAUUGUCACCCUUCCAACGCUUAUUCGGUUCCUGGAGCUUACUAAGGAGCAGAGCUAUCUAGUCUUUCGGUUACAAGAGCUGGCUCGAGGGAGCUGCCUUGGCGAAUUUAGAUGGGACUCUGGUUCUCGAAGUACUGUCUCUCCAUGGAAGGACUAUCUACCCAAUGAUACGAUGGCAAGUGCUAAUAUCUAUCACUUUCUAUGCAAAAUUCUUCUACAUCUCUUCUCUACCUAUAUGGAUAGCCUUCUUCCUCCCCACGCAAAAUGCCUCUCAGGCGGCGUUUUUGGACAACUGCACCUUGUUCGUAGCCCUGAUAAGCCUGAUCUGAAGUCCAAGUAUAACGCUCAAAUCUACGUAGCCGCAGUUCAGCCACCAUCGAUCAAGGUUGUCAUUGAUGGGAUUAUCUACACAUUUCCACCGGGUCGGUACAACUUGUACCAUGCGCUGCUACUCUUUUUCCAUUUCUACAAAUGUUUGGACGGCACAAUACGAUCAAUCUCCUUGGGUCCUUCUGGUCUGAAUGUAGCCUGGAUCUUUGAAAAGCGGUAG
Messenger RNA from Hydatigera taeniaeformis, 1200 nucleotides. The record is from the annotation of a GenBank genome assembly. Lineage: Eukaryota; Metazoa; Platyhelminthes; Cestoda; Cyclophyllidea; Taeniidae.